AUGGAAGAAGUAAAAGCUCAAAUUAAAACCGUAACAUCUCUGAUCACCAAACUUUUUAACGACCCAAAAGAAAAACCAACUGAAUUAGUCAUAAAGGGUGAAAAACAAAACGAAAUGCCCCUCCAAGAGCAAAUUAAAGAAGCAGAAAAGGCAUUUGAAAUACUCGAUGAAGAUUAUCAGAAAAAGUUGCAUUUGAGAACGGAGUGGCAGUCACUUUUGCAAGAUGUUCUGUUAUUAACAGCAAUAACAAAACAACACACUAAAGAUAUACCAACAAACAAAAAAGAAUUGGACAAUUCUAUAGACACAUUGAAUAAACUUUACACAGAAGACUUUAGAAUUAAAAGAAAAAAACUUGAAGACGAUUUUCAAGUUGAACUUUCAAAAAUAGAAAAAAUCAAAAACGAACGUGCAAAAAUGGAACAAAAUUUUAAUUUUGGUCUUGAAAAUGGUGAACGUGAAAAACUCGAGGAAUUGUCAAAUAAGACAAUUUCCAAUAUCGUUUUCAAUUCAAUUAAAGAUGAUUGGUCUUAA
This is a messenger RNA of Entamoeba invadens IP1, 534 nucleotides long. RefSeq lists its product as hypothetical. Lineage: Eukaryota; Evosea; Mastigamoebida; Endamoebidae. Bases 1 to 534 code for a protein of 177 amino acids. The record is from RefSeq and is a predicted model, not a curated record. The transcript has a single exon.